Messenger RNA from Apis florea (little honeybee), 2365 nucleotides. It is a transcript of the gene mus81, whose product is annotated as mus81 structure-specific endonuclease subunit. The record is from RefSeq and is a predicted model, not a curated record. Gene Ontology annotation, molecular function: 3'-flap endonuclease activity; DNA binding; crossover junction DNA endonuclease activity. Gene Ontology annotation, cellular component: nucleus; Holliday junction resolvase complex. Gene Ontology annotation, biological process: mitotic intra-S DNA damage checkpoint signaling; double-strand break repair via break-induced replication; DNA catabolic process. Lineage: Eukaryota; Metazoa; Arthropoda; Insecta; Hymenoptera; Apidae.
UUUUAUUAAUAAAAACAAUAAUUUUGAAUAUAAAAUAAAAAAUAGGUUAGGUUUAAAAGAGAAGAUGUAUGUAACUUGUUAAUAUUGUGAAUUCUAAAGUUUCAUACUGGAAAGUCAUGUAUGUAGAUAUUUGUUUCAUUGAAGUGAUAAUUUUAUAAUGAAUCAUUUUUAUUAUUUAUUAAUAUAUAGAUAUUUGUAUAUUAUUUUAUAAAAAUACUAUGAAAAGAAUAAAACUAAAAUUAAAAAACCCAAAUCCAUUAUUUGAAUGUUGGUUAGAAGAAUGGAGAAAAGAAGCUGCAUCCAGAAAUUCGGAUUUGCAAUAUCAUUUUUCGAAAGCACUCGCUGCGCUGAAAAAAUAUCCCCUGCCAUUAAAGUCUGGAAAAGAUUGUAUAAUAUUGCAACAUUUUGGAAAAAAAUUAUGUUCGAUGUUAGAUAGAAAACUCGAAGAAUACAAAGCUCAGAAUUCAGAUUUAAUAAAUGAUUAUACUUGUGAAUAUUGCAACCACAAGGAACAAAAUAUAGUUAAAAGAAAAUGUAAAGUUCAAACAACUACAGAUGAAGAUUUUGUACAUCAACGAACAGAAUUAAUAACAUUUAAUAAUAUAAAUUUAUUGUCAUGGAAUAUAGAAAAUUAUGCUGUUUUAUUGAUUUUAUAUAAGAAAUUUCAAGAUUCUUGUUCAGAAUAUGUUACUGAAAUAGAUUUAUUAUCUGAAAUAGAAGAAUUAUGUGGUUUUGCAACAAAGACUUCAAUUUUAGAUUUAGUUGAAAAAAAUUUAAUUUCCAUGAUAUCUGAUCAUGAACCAAUUAGGUAUAAUCUUACAGAACAUGGUAUAAAUGUUUCAAGAAAGAUAUGUGAAGUUACAAGCAUUGAUGCAAAAUCAAUAAAUUCUUUUGAAGUAUUAAGUAAAAUUCAAACAUUUUUAGAGACAUUGAUUAUAGAAAAUUUAGGACUUCCAACAAAUAAUUCGGAUGAAAAUAUUGAAAGGGAAUGUUCUAAAGAUAUACAAAAUAAAGAUUUAAAUUUAGAACUUCCAACAAAUAAACUAAAUAUUGAUAAUACUAAAGUACAAAAAGAAUGUUCUAAAAGUACACAGGAUAAGGACUCAAAUAAAUUUUCAAAAAUAUAUAAAUCCAAAUCUGCAGAAUGUAUUAUUAUAGAAAAUCAUGAAGAGAAAUCUGAUAAGAAUUUUGAAAAGCAAAUAUCUAAAAGAAAUAAUGAUCUUGUAGAAAAUAUACAAGAAAAAACAAAAAAUUUACAAGAUAAAAAUCAUGUGGAUAAUUUAGAAAAUAAAACAGAUUCUAUUGAUAAUUUUCAAAAAAACGUUUAUUUAGAAUCAAGCAAAUUUGAUAUAAUAUUAUUAGUAGAUACUCAAGAAACUUCUGGUGGUAAGACAAAACCUCAACAUGAUGAUACUAUAAAGGAACUAACACAACUUGAUGUAUUAUUUGAAAUACGUCAUUUAAAAGUUGGUGAUUUUGCAUGGAUUGCUAGAUGUAGAAGAAAAAAAAUUGAGUUAAUUUUACCUUAUAUAGUGGAAAGAAAACGGAUAGAUGAUUUGAGUGCAAGUAUUAUAGAUGGAAGAUUUCAUGAACAGAAAUACAGACUAAAACAAUCUGGAAUUACAAAUCUCAUCUAUAUAAUAGAGGAUCAUGAGAAGAGCCAAAGAUUGGCAAUACCAUAUUCAUCUUUGAUGCAAGCUUCUAUUAAUACUCUGAUACAAGAUGAUUUUUCUCUAAAAUAUACUAAGAACCAUAAAGACUCUAUGUUUUAUUUAUCAUCAUUAACUAGAAUUUUAAUUAAAACUUUUAAAGACAAGAAUUUAAUAGGUUGCAAAAAAGAAAUUAUUAAAGAAACAAAUGUUAAAUUACUUCCUUCAAAUAUUUCAAAUAACAUUUAUAAUCUCAUGGAAUUUGAGGAAUUUAAUAAAGCAGCAUCUAAACACAAGGUGUUUAAAAUAAAUGAAAUGUUUAUCCGCCAAUUAUUACAAUUAAAAGGAAUGUCUGUAGAUAAAGCUUUAGCAAUUGUAGAACAUUAUCCAACUCCACGAUUGCUAAUUGAUGCUUUACAUAACCCUGACUGCAAUGGAGAAUUGUUAUUAGCAAAUAUUCAAUUUGGUAAUAGAAAACGUCUUAUAGGAUCAGCAAUUAGUAAAACAAUUUAUCAAUUAUAUACAAAAAAACAUUUUAAUUAAUGAAUGAAAUUUUAUAUAAAUAGAACAAUUAUUAAAUAUUCUCUAAUAUUAUGUCUGUUUUACAUUUUUUUAAUUUUUAUUAUUAACUUUUAAUAAGUUGACUUAUCAAUUAUACCAGUCUUUUUUGCGAAAUUUAUUGUAUGUUAAACAAUAAAUACUUAUUUUUUAUUUUA